Quercus lobata is the source of this 2718-nucleotide messenger RNA. RefSeq names its product glutamate receptor 2.6-like. The transcript is spliced from 5 exons. Lineage: Eukaryota; Viridiplantae; Streptophyta; Magnoliopsida; Fagales; Fagaceae. Gene Ontology annotation, molecular function: ligand-gated monoatomic ion channel activity. Bases 1 to 2547 code for a protein of 848 amino acids. Gene Ontology annotation, cellular component: membrane. The record is from RefSeq and is a predicted model, not a curated record.
AUGUCUAAUGCACUGAAUGAUGCUUUGAAGAAACAACAUUCUGACAUGCUCAGUUUAGGUGCAGUUGUAGAUUGCACCUCUCUUGCUGGCAAAAAAGAGAAGGUAGCGAUAGAUAUGGCAAUUGAGGAUAUAUAUGCUCAUGCCAAUCACCAGAACUUCCCCACCCUACAUGUGGAAAACUCUCGAGGAGACCCUUUCCGAGCAGCCUCUUCUGGAAGCUAUAUUAGGCUUAUAGAUGACAAAAUUUUGAUUGCAGUUAAGACCCUCAUUGAGAAGCAACAUGCGAAAGCAAUAAUAGGAUUUGGAACAUGGCAAGAGGCUGUGUUUGUUGCUCAGCUUGGCAAUGAAUCCAAAGUCCCUAUCCUAUCAUUGGCAAAUGAAGUCCCACAGUGGGCCUCUUGCCACUGGCCAUUCCUAGUAAAUGCGGCCCGCAGCAAAAAUGCUCAAAUGAAAGCUGUCGCAGCUAUAAUUCAAAGUUGGAAAUGGAGGAAAGUGAACAUUAUCUAUGAAGACAUGAACCCAGCUGUGACUGGCAUUAGCCCUGAACUCAUUGCCGCUAUACAAGAAGUGGACGCGGAGAUUAACGACCUUUUGCCUCUCUCUCUCUUUCCUCCAUAUCAUUCUCUCUCAAAAAAGUUGGAGCACCUGAAAAAUGGGUCGUGCAGAGUUUUCAUUGUUCACACUUCCAUUACCUUAGCCACUAAAAUCUUCAUGGAAGCGAAUAGUAUAGGAAUGAUGGAUAAGGAUUAUGUUUGGAUCACCACCAAUGCCAUUACAAGUCAAAUUGAUUCACUUAAUGAAUCAAUUAUCUCCUCAAUGCAAGGUGUCUUAGGAGUCAAGAGCUACUUUUCCACCACACCUAAAAGCUACAAAGAUUUCCACUUUAGAUUUCGCAACAAAGAUUUCCACUUUAGAUUUAGGGCCAUGUUUCAUUUGCAAUAUCCUGGUGAGCCAGCACCGGAACCAGGGACUUCUGCGAUGCAGGCCUAUGAUGCUGCACGGGCUGUGGCUAUCGCAUUGAUGGAAAAGCCUAAUUUGAAAAGCUGUACAAAUUUGACAGACGAUGUUGCCUGUAUGCAUGAAAUGAAUGGACAACAGUUGCUUGGAAAAAUCUUGCAAAGCAAUUUUGAGGGGUUAACUGGUGCAUUCAAUUUUAAAGAGGGAAAAUUGGCUCCAAUACACAUUUUUCGAAUAGUUAAUGUGGUUGGGAAAAGUUUUAGGGAACUUGGAUUCUGGUCGGAGGGACUAGGCUUCUCAGAGAGCAUCCAUAAGGCUAGCAAGUACAACAGGUCAAUGAGCAUUCUAGGACAAGUGUUUUGGCCCGGAGGGCCUUGGUCAGUGCCAAAAGGGUGGGGGGUACCGAUUAAUGCAAAACCACUGAAAAUAGGUGUACCAGCAGCGACCGCUUUUAGUGAAUUUGUGAAUGUGAGAUAUGAUCGUCCUGGGGACAAACCAAUCGUUAAUGGAUUUUCCAUUGCUGUCUUUGAAGCUGCCUUAGAUCUUCUACCAUAUCACUUGCCACAUGAAUUUAUUCCAUUUUACGGCACAUAUGAUUCUCUGGUCCAGCAAGUAUAUGUUGAGACUUUUGAUGCAGUUGUUGGAGAUACUGCCAUAAUUGCCAAUCGUAGUGAAUAUGCAGAAUUCACACAACCCUAUUCUGACUCAGGUCUCCAGAUGUUGAUAUAUUUCAAGCCAAAAAGGGUAGAAAGAGCUUGGUUGUUCAAGAAGCCGUUCACCACCUUUAUGUGGGUUUUUACAGUGGUCAUUAAUGUUUAUAAUGGAUUUGUUGUAUGGUUGAUAGAGCGGAAUCACAACCCAGCUUUCAGGGGCAGUAUAUGGAACCAAAUUGGAACCAUGCAUGCUUACCUUAGCGUUCAUAACGCUAUUCUCACAACAAGUCUAACAUCACUGCUCACUGUUCAACAACUUCAUCAAACAACGAUCGACAUUGAGACACUUAAAAAGAGUGGAGCCAAAGUUGGGUGUGAUGCGAAUUCAUUUGUUGGAACAUAUUUGGAGGUGGUCUUAGUUUUUCAACCCAACAACAUCAGGAGAAUAGGUUCGGGAGAUUAUUAUCCACAGGCUCUUAAAAGUGGAGAGAUUGCAGCAGCCUUUAUUGAGGCCCCAUAUGUUAAAGUGUUUCUCGCUAAAUAUUGUGAAGGUUUCAUCACUUCAGGACCAGCAUUUAAAGUUGGGGGUUUUGGAUUUGCUUUCCCAAGGAGCUCCCCUUAUCUACCUGAUAUUUCUGAAGCAGUUCUAAAAUUAUCUGAAAGUGGAAAAUUGCGACAGCUUGAGGAUUUUUUAUCCUCUUCCUACAAGUGCUUAGCAUCUAAUUCUGACGAUAAUCUUGAUAGGCUUGGACUGAAUAGUUUCUGGGGCCUCUUUGUCAUCACUGGAGGAAUGUCCACCAUUGCUCUUUUGGCCUUUAUUUUUCGUUAUGUUCGUGAAAGAUGGUAUCGACCUUUAGGCCAAGCCCAAGCACAACAGCAUCAUGCCCCAUCUGUCGAUGAAUUAUGGAUGUUUGCCCCUGAAAUGGAAAACCAAUAACAAUCUUAUCUAUAAUAACCAUGUAUGUAAACCUGCUGGCAAAAGCACACAUUGUACUUAGCUGAGUAACACUCUUUUUAAUGUUAAGAAUUUGUAUCCUUUAGAUUAGAUAUUAAAUCCAUUAUGUGAAUUUCAUUUGAAUCUACACAGUUUGAUUUAGAUGAAUAGUUA